AUAGAAUUUUAUUUACGUGCACUAACUACAUAUAGCACUGUGAUAUCAAAAAAGCAUUUAGUUUUGUGGAGCCAACCAAAUUUACAAACAUGGUGUGUGUUCCUUGUUUCAUCAUUCCCGUGUUGUUAUUUCUAUGGCAUAAGUUUAUUCAGCCUUAUGUGCUGCGCUUCUGGAAUCCAUGGGCCGUUAAAGAUGCUGACGGAAACGUGAAAACUGAGUUCCCGUUUAAAUGUGAAGGAGGAGUUUGCGCCUUUAGCAGAGGGUCUGGGAAGAAAGAAAAGCUAGAAGAAAAUAAACCAGAUGACGUAUCAGCUGAUCCUUGCAAUGACACUGCUCCUACUUCUGACGCGAGGCUCAAAGCAGAUUAAAACACAGCAAACGCUCGUUAGCCUUUACUCUGGUGGUAGUCCUUCAAUGCAUUUAUAUUUUCGUAUCUGACUAGAUAACUAAUGAAAAAUGAAAUAUUUUAAA
Molecule: messenger RNA, 471 nt
Organism: Ostrinia nubilalis (European corn borer)
Lineage: Eukaryota; Metazoa; Arthropoda; Insecta; Lepidoptera; Crambidae
Product: UPF0729 protein AAEL015238
Exons: 1
Coding region: 90-368 (92 amino acids)
Source: RefSeq, a predicted model, not a curated record